Molecule: messenger RNA, 1020 nt
Organism: Coffea arabica (coffee)
Lineage: Eukaryota; Viridiplantae; Streptophyta; Magnoliopsida; Gentianales; Rubiaceae
Source: RefSeq, a predicted model, not a curated record
AUGACUGAUCUGUUGGCCCACGUAGUGAAACACCAAGGCCAACAUUCUAUGCAUCAACCUGAAAACCCUGCCAAUAAUAUAGAGGGUGAGGAUAGAAUUCUCGAAAGAUUUCAAAAGUUCUCCUCACCAAAAUUUCUUAGAGGACCAGAUCCCGAUGCGGCCAAAAGGUGGUUGAAAAAGAUGAUAGACAUAUUUGCGGCUUUACACUAUACGGAGGAGAGACAGGUCACUUUUGCUGUCUUUCAGUUGGAGGGGACCGCCCGUUCUUGGUGGAACGUGAUUCGAACAAUGUGGGAAAGAGAGCAAACACCAAGGACGUGGGAUCUGGCGGUAGCCCAGAUUAAUACAUUUAAUGGGGCGGUGGAGAAAGCACUGCGAGUUGAAAAUGCGAGACUCCAAGUUAGAAACUUUCAGGUGAGGAAACGGGGAUUUCCUGAAAAUAAUUCAGGGCAAGGUGAGAAAGGUAACCCUCCCAAGUUUGAAAGGGGGACCGAAGGAGUGAGACUUCCGGGAGUGUCACAAGGAAUCUCGCCAAGGGGUGGUCCAGUUGGACGAGGCCAACAGAGAAGUGCCUCACAGGAAAGCUCAGCCUCUGUUUCUCGGCGGCCUUGUAGAUAUUGUGGGAAACCAAACCACACGGAGGACAACUGCUGGAGGAAGGAAAGAAAAUGCUUACGCUGUGGGAGUGCGGAGCAUCAAAUUACUAACUGUCCGAUUUUUCCUCGAGAAGCGAGAGUAACUCCGCAAUCAUCAAAGGCCAACUUCGGGCAAUCUAAGGUGGAUGAGACGAGACAAAAGAUGCCAACUCGGGUAUACUCCCUUGAGCAACGUCAAGUCCCUGACUCAUCUGAGAUCGUGGAAGGUACAAUCCCUGUCUUCCACCGUCUAGUAAGGAUUUUGAUAGAGCCCGGUGCUACUCAUUUCUUUGUUAACCCCGAUUUUAUGUGCCGUAUUGAUAUAAAACCUGUUAACUUGCCUUAUGACUUGAAAGUUAGUACUCCUACGGGGACCAACUUUUGA